GUCUAAUUAGCGGCUAUGUUAGCAUAAAAGAGAGCCCCUCACAAACUUGAACACAGUUGCAAUCUCACGCCCAUGAACUGUUAUGGAACGUACAAGCAAAUUUGUCAAUGAAGGUGGACAGACUUAUUUUGAAGGAAAGCGAUUUAGCGACUUUUGUUUAAAGAUCGUGGGUGAAGUACACAAUCCACACACCAAAGGCAGAGAUGAGCAUGUAUUAUCUGGAGAGGGACAGUGGCUUGUAAGCGCAACCGGUUUUGUGUUCUCUUCCCAAUAUACGAGGUAAUAUGAAUGCUUCGUUUCAUGUUGUUGGUAAGAUCAUUCAAUCAUUUGUGCAAUGUAUGAACAAGGUCCAAUGAUUUUUUUUUGUUUGUAGAGAGAUUACGCUGACUGCCAGUUGCUUUGACGGGAAAAGGCAAUUGCUUGAUUCACUGAGGUCAAAGUUUCCUGGAGGAACUAUGAACUUGGAGAGCCAUGUCAGCAACAGCAUGAUCUUGACAUACUGGCAAUCGCUUUUGGAAGAUUAUAGGAAUGUCUUCAACGAAACCGAUGACGCUACAGCGAGAGUGGUCUAUGGCACAUCACAUUUUGGUCAUCAAAACAUUCCAAAUUCCAGUAAUUAUUGGUUUCUUGAGCCUGGGGUAAGUAUUCGACGUAUAUUAUUAUUUGUAUUUAAAGAUAAUAGCCGGGUUAGCGUAUUUUAACCUUGUAUAUAACGAAUGCAUGUGGCAGGCAUUUACUGCAUGAUGACUAAUGUUUUCAAUAUUAAAAAAGUCAAGCGUGACAAGCGUGUAUAUUCUUGCAGCUAUAUCCAACAUCGCGAAAGUCGAGAGGAUUAUAUUUCAUAUACGAAGAUCGUAAGAAAAAUGCUUCCAAAUUUGUAGGCCUAAAACUCGGUACUUCAUAAAUAAAUUUCAUCAGCCUAUAUUCGAAAAAACAUUGCGGAACAAAUUGCGUCCAUUAACCAACAUAUGUACCGGACCUCCAUUGUUGAGAAAUUUUGAGUUGGGGACAAACGCAAAGGUAUAUAUAAUCUCAUGCCUAUGGCUAUAGCUAUAAUCACAAAAAAUUAGGUCAUAUAGCUAUGCCACUGGUUUCUCAAUAUUUCUCUUAGUUGUCGGUGUUUUAAUAUAACGGAGAUCCAGGUACUUAUUUAACGAAAACUCUGCCAUGGCGGCGCUUUCCGAGAGAUUUCCUUUUUGCACGCGCCGUAAUUCCGCGAUAUCAGUUUUGGUUAAAUAAAACAUCAAGAUUUAAGAGUUUCCAUACUUCCAUUAUAUAAUAAAACAAAGAGGAACAUAAAGAAACACAUCACAGGCAACAUAGUUGGUCUAAGGUUGGUCUAAGUGUGAAUUAGCUAGCGAACACCACUGGGUAACUAAAUCGGUACCGCAGUGUGACCAGAUUUUUUCAGCAGUCAUUAGGGUGUUUCGAGAACGAAGACCUAUAUACGAAAACGAAGACCUAAGAUGGGUCUUCGGUCUUCGCAAUUACGAAAACGAAGACUCGUCCUUGUUUUCGUACUACGACUAUGAAAACGCAAUAUUCUAAAAUAUUCAUUUACAUUGUUUUUGCGAAAAUAAGCGUAAAAGUGUCGCGAAAUCGGAAAUUAUACAAGGCAAAUUAUUUAUUUUAUUAAUAUUAAUAUUUAACUUAAUGUUUAUAUUUGGUAGUUACGUAUUACCUCUCAGUUUUAUCACAGAGUACUUACAUACAGAGGUCUCACUUCUGUGGUAAAACCGUAAUAAUUAAAAAAGGUACUGUAGUUUUUACCAAAAUAGCUGGUGGCCAUGGAAGAUUAAAUUUCAAUAUGUUUUCAGGGGUUGACAGCCUCUCGUUAGGGCACUUCCUAAGAACAUGCUGGACUGAGAAAAAAAACCCUUACACUAAGUUAACCUGAAUCACUGAGACAUCUGUGUGUACGUACUGUGGUCUGUGGUUCUGUUGACCGUUGUCGGUAUUACUGAUUCAAACUGAUUUGCCCAGGCAUUGACAAUAGUACAGCAAAUGCUUAUAUACAUGUGGAAUAUUGCUAAAUUAUUUAGCUAUUUUUUACCUGUCUGAUUUUUACCAUAUGAGUGGUUUGCUGGUUUAGGUUUCUAGUGAUUCUAUUUUUAUUGCCUGAAUCGUAUUUUCCUUACAUCAUAUAUUAUAUAAUACCUUAUUAAAUUCUAAUCGUUUAAUUGGCUGUUUAUGGUCACGUGAUAUUGAAUAGAAAAUUCCAUUUCCCAAGAGUGCAAUGGAACACGUUCCAUUGCACUCUCCGCGAGUGCAAUGGAAUAAAACGUAUAGUACAAUUGCACUCUUUGUGUUUUCGAUAAAUCGCAUCCCUCAAAAUGCUUGUCAUACGAAUCUAUUAGUCUGUUCUGGACUUUUGGUAUUAUAUAAAACAAAUAAUGAAUGUUUAUGAGCGCAAUGGUAAGAAUAUUUUCACUCGGUGAAAGAUGGAAAGUUCCAUUCAACUCGGCUGUCGCCUCGUUGAAUGGAACAUUCCAUCUUUCACCUCAUGAAAAUAUUCUUACCAUUGCACUCAUAAACAUUCAUUAUUUGUAUACUAUAUAACAUGAUUUGCGUAAUAUAAAUAUUAAAUUAAUAUUUAUUAUUAGACUUAUUAUUAUUAUUAUUAUUCCUUAAUUUUUUCCACAUUUUAUAGGAAAUUUUUGGCAACACUUUUACGAAAAUAACGUAGUUAUAAAUGAAUAUUUUAUGGUCAUCGUUUUCGUAAUUACGAAGGCCGAAGGGCGAAGACCCACAAUAAUGCCAAAAAACAAUACUAGAAUAGUUGUGUCAUGAAAGUAGAAAAAAUAUGCACAAAAAGGUAUCUCGAAAUACUUGUUGCUUUCAUUGCAUUGCAGUUUUUGCUGAUGAUAAGGCUUUACUUCUUGGGCUUGCCAGUUCUGUUUAUCACUUUGAGCAUGUUAUUAGUAUAGGUAAUCAUGUGAUGGCGAGUACAAUUAGGGAUUAAUAGUGCGAGUGAUGUUUGAAAUUUUGCCAAAAUUCCAAUUUGGCAAAUUUCCAAACAUCAGGAGUACUAUUAAUCCCUAAUUGUACGAGCAACAUUGCAUGUUUACUUGUUUAUUAUUAGCAUGACAAAAUUGGAUACUUUUCAAUGUCAACAUCAUAUUCUCUCGCCAAAGCACAGUCCUGCAAGACUUUCAACCAAAAUUUGGUGCUUUUGUUCGUAUUUUCAUUUAGUUCUUUUGUUACCAAAAUGAUUGUUAAUAAUUAAAACCUUUCAGAUUUUACAUAGGCAGCCCAAAACUGUGUGUAGAAUGCACCAAAUGCUUCCAAAUGCCAAUUUAUAUUAAGCUCGCCCCAUUCCUCUGUCAUUUGUCCUGCACCGCAGGCACUCAAUGAAAAGCAUUGUUCAUAUAUAUGCAUUAUACUGAAAAGUAUAAUGCUUAGCCUUAGGUAUAAUAUAUAUAUAUGAACAAUGCUUUUCAUUGAGUGAUUGCGCCUUGCGGUGCACGACAAAUGACAGGGGAAUGGGGCGAGCUUAAUAUAAGUAGGCAUUUGGAAGCAUUUGGUGCAUUCUACACACAGUUUUGGGCUUCUAUGGAUUUUACCAAAAUUUUACCAAAAAAUGAAAAACUCGAUCAUAUUCAUUACAAAAUUUUCUUGAAGAUUCACGAAAUUUUACCAAAAGUAAAACGUUUUACCAAAUCUGGUCACAUUGUCCGUGAGUUAGUUCAAUUAAUUAUGCCUAGUUAGUAAAAAUAUUAGCGUUAAAAACAUGAGACGUAUACAUGCAGAGAACUGGGCAGUAUACAGAGAAUUGGGCAUUAUUAGAAAAUGAAACAAUAUUAAAUUAAAGUGGCACUGACACUGUCAUUAAAAUUUUCAUUGUCUCAAAAGAAAAAGCUUCUAAAACUGUAAAGUGACUUCGUUUGAAAAAAUUGGUUCACACGGUUUAUUCUUGAGAUAUAUUUAAUUUUGUUUGAAACCUUGUGACGGCAUUUACUCAAUUAUAUAUAUAAAUAUAUCCAUUAUAUAUCAGUAAAUAUUUUCUGUGUUGGUGUAAUGUACUCAGGUGAAUAAGAUGCUUAAUUAUUGUGAUGUUACUCCGAGUGUAUAUCCACAUCGGGCAGGCUUGAAAAAUCCCACCGUGGCCAGGUAUAUUUUUCAAGCCUGCCUGGUGUGGAUAUACACUCGGAGUAACAGGUGGGAAAUUUGUCGUCGCUGACCAAAAAAUUGCGGGCAGAAACAAAGCUCAUUGCAUUUACAUUCAAAACAAAGCAGAAAGUUAGCAAGAAGCUGUUUUAGCUGACGAUUUUUUGCUUUCCAUUCAACGAUUUACAAAAUAUUGGUUAUUCUUUUAAAAGUCGAUCAUGAAUUCUUUGUUUUGGGAUGAUUGUUUUGUAAUCGCGUGAUUGGAAGAAGUUAAUAUGGUGAUGUGAACAUGGGAGUAAAUACCGUAUACGUCGAUCUAUGGCUUGUUUAAAACCGUAAUAAACGAAGAAAGACGUGAUUUGAGAAUGAAAUGUAAGUUGAAAUUAACUUUAUAUGCCUCAAAUUUUCCAUCCUAUGUUUCUUAAUGUAACUUCAGCUGUCUAAGUUCAAAAUACAAGCUCGCGAAAUUUGACAAAUUUUGAAAAUAUGUAAAAAUAGCUUGACUUUGAACUGUAUUUUCUCAAAAAUAGCCUGUGGCCUCAAUUUCAAAUAUAGCCAAAUGAAAAGAAAAAACUUUUCGGCGUUUGUAGGUAUAAAACAUAUCGUCAGGAAAAUAGGGGCUCACAAUCUUUUAGUCCAGUCUCUGAGACCCAGUUGCUUCGCACGUGUUGUGGUCAAAUUUUUGCCAAGAAUCAAAGGCCGAAAUGUGAACUUCCUUCAUCAAAACCGCUUCGAGAAGGGUCUAGUUUGAAAAUUUAGCUAUUAAUUUCGAUUUCAUGAGCAUAUUUUGGUUACACGUUAAGUAUUUUUGUGCUUGAUGAGAUUCAAAAUUUGUUGUAUAUUCAAGCCCGGCUUUUGUGUAAUUUUGGUGAUGACCGGAACACAAAUAAAAAUAUUUUAAAAACUGGCCGUGGCCUCACGAUAAAACUUUCUACAACUGUUCUCUGUUUCAUGUACUUUUAUUUGAUAUCUUAGGUAUAAGCGUAAAAAUAGGGGCUCAUACAGUUUGAGAGGUUGUAAAAUGCAUGACUUGCCUCUAUUUUCAUGUAAACAUUCGAAAUUCUUCGACAGCAAAGUAGCAACUGUUUCAGAUCGAAUGCACACGGACAGCCCACCAGAGACAAUGGCAGGGUACUGAAAUAGAACGUCACUAAAAAAUUCUGUAUGAUUAAUUUAGAUCAUGUCCACUCUUUCAACAUAAAACAGUCAUUUAUUUUGUACAAACAUUUGGCAAUAUUUACACGAUUGUGCCUUUUUGUAAACACGCGUUGCGUGUAUUCCACGCAAUUGCGUGCUCAUUUUACUCGCGCAUGCUCAGACAAAUUUCCCACCUGUUACUCGGAGUAACAUCACAAUAAUUAAGCAUAUCAGUAAAUGUUGUGUAAUUCUUUGAUAUUUGUGACGGAUUUGUUUGUUAAUUCCAUUUGGGAAACGCAUAUCGCUCAAAACAGUGUUCUCGAUUAAUUUAUUUUCGCGAUUUUCAAAAGCUCGUUAUUCAAAGCAGAUUUAUCAAAACGUAUACUGCAUGAUCGACAAACUUUGUACAGCUAUACUAGUUGAUGCGCUAUUUCUAUAAUUCUAUUGAUACGUACUUUAUUACUUGAUCAGGGCAGUUUUAGGACUCCUAUAUAUAAAAUUUAUCGAUUUGAAAAAUAGUCAUAUGUCCUACGAAAAUAUUAAUUAAUUUGAAAUAUAGUUUAUAACUUUGAAAUGUUGUCUUUGAAAAAAAAGUAAUGUAAUUGUUCUAACAACCAAUUUGUGUGGAAUUUUAUGCAAGCACAAUUACAUCAAAAUUUGGUGCAAAUUGCAGUUUGAACUACAACAUCGUUUUGCCACUUAUCAGCUGUUGCCUAAUUAGUAUAUCCUCGGCUAUUGGUUUUUGCUGGGAAUUUCGAAGGUCGAACUUUUAACAUAAUAAAUUUUCGUACAUCGAUCAUGCAUCAAAAUGUUUAAAUGAUCGAAUAAACUAACAUAAUCUUCUGUGAUGACUUUUCUUUUUAGCUUCACAUUGAAGAUAAUAAUAUAUUACGAGACAGUGCAUAUCAAGUCCUAGACAUGUCAGGUCGGGAUGCUUUGUUCAGUUACUCCACCACAAUUGAUCGGCAUCUUUUGAAGAUGGAUCGACUGCUGGAAGCUACAAAAAGGUACCUGUUCAUACAUGGACUUUUAAAAGAUAUGGUACAGUCCAGUCUGCGCAUGCGCACAUAGGAGUCUCUCGCCGUGAUAUAAACACUUUAAUUAUAGGUUUUUAUUUCAUUUUAUGUUCUUGCAAAGCCUAAUUGUUGUAUCUUGAUAAUUUAUUAUACUGCAGUAUAAGCAUGAAAAUAUAAAUAGUUGUCGAUUUAAGUUCAAUAUUUUGAAUACAGAAUUGUAAACAAAGCCUUUACUUGUACAUAAGGACUGUAGGUCCCUACCUUUAACUUUCCAUUAAACUUAGGACAUAUAAAGCUUAAAAGCUAGCAUAGAAAAUCUUUAUUAAUAGAAUGUAAAAAAGCGGAAUAUUAUCCGACUAACUGCAUGUUUUCAUGAUUAUUUUGAAAACGAUAAGAUAUAUUGUGCAUUAAUUUGUAUAGGUCUAAGACUAAAUGCCAGUCCAUGCCGUUCUUAUGCAUGAGUCAAUAUUAACCCCCACCCACCCCUGGGCCCAGGGGAAAGGUGGGGAUUUGUUUUGACCACCUUCCUAAAAUAGGCAAAAGCUCCCAUACCAGAUAACCACUUUCUUCACCCUGCGUAAUUGUAGUUUCCUUUGUAUAUUUUAAUGUGUAUUACCGCACACCGACUUAUAUCUUAUUUGUAAAAAGAAUGAACUACGGAUGACGUGUGACCAAAAUGUACAGUCGAACCUGUAUUAUUAAGAUGGCUCGCGAUCAAUACAAAUAAAAAAGGGGGAAAAUAAUAAAUUAUGUCAAAUUAUUUGAAGGAAAUUAAGUAUUACUUCUCAAUAAUAAAACUGUACAAAAAUUAAAUAAUUUUUAAAAAUUUAUUUAUUAUACUUAGUUUAAUUAGCCUGGUAGCCGACAUUCUCGUAUUAUAUUUUAUACAGGCUUGUCGAUUUGUCUUCAUACUUCGAUGUAAAUGAGCAUCCCUUUAAGAUGUCGCUAUCAUUUGUCGCAACAAGAAUCCUUCGAUCAUCCAAAGAUGACGACAAAUAUGGUAAAGUUUGUGUUGUUCUUAUGCUUAUAUUAUAAGCUUCCACGGGGCAAGAUUAGUAUAACUACCUGAAAAGUCUAAAAACAGUCUACAUUAAUCCCCUGAUCGAUCAAUGCACAGACUUACUGUAAGUGUCAAAACUUAUUGGUUUCAAUUUCAUUAACUAUUUUUAACAGGCGAAAGUAAUUUGGGAUUGAUAUUCUCUGAGGAGAAAAAUUGCGGGAAGACUCUAACGUUACGGCUGAUUGCCAAACUUCAGGGAAUUGCUCAAAGUCGUCACCCACUAGUACUAUCGGGCGGGAAUCAGAACACAUCUGGGUGAGUAUAAUUAAUAUGUAUAAAACGUACUUUAUGAAACACCAUAGUGUUUGACUUCUUGUUGGACACAAGGAGGUAUUAAUGUUUGUACACUUAGUCCCAUUUUUUUCCAACGGAUAAUCAGGUAACCAGGUUGAGAUUUAAAAUCAAGCAGAGUAAGGGAAUUGCGCACACAACAGUUAAAUCACUGUUCCACUUUUUUAUUAUCAAUCUAACAAAUGUUUAUCCUUGCGAAAUGUUUCGUAUUGCUGAGCGUCUCAUAAGUGCAUAUACUCUGAGUAUUAAGUUAAUGUGAACUAUCAGGGUUUUUAUCUUAUUUAUUAGGAAAAUGGUACUGGAGAGUUUGAGCAAAUCGUCCUUGGUAUCCUUACUUGACGAUUCAUUAAUUAAUCAGAAUCUGGGUGAAUUUUUGAACCAGGUGCAGGGUGGUUUGGUGCAAGGUUCAUCAAAAUCUGGUCUUUUGUACCCGAAAGGAAGCUUACUACUUUCCAGCAAUAAAAAAGAAGUACAAAG
Molecule: messenger RNA, 8088 nt
Organism: Paramuricea clavata
Lineage: Eukaryota; Metazoa; Cnidaria; Anthozoa; Malacalcyonacea; Plexauridae
Source: the annotation of a GenBank genome assembly